Messenger RNA from Aspergillus brunneoviolaceus CBS 621.78, 1443 nucleotides. RefSeq lists its product as uncharacterized. Lineage: Eukaryota; Fungi; Ascomycota; Eurotiomycetes; Eurotiales; Aspergillaceae. The transcript has a single exon. The coding region runs from base 1 to 1443 and encodes 480 amino acids. The record is from RefSeq and is a predicted model, not a curated record.
AUGAUCACUCCUCCGUAUAAUACGAAGCGAUCCUCUUCUCCCAAUGUCAAAGUCCGCACAUUCGCGCAGCGCGGAGAGGCGGAGGAUCUUGACGACGGCAAACCGAGAAACUGCGAAAACAAGAACGCAAGCCCCCCUCCACGCCGUCAUUACGACAAGAAGCGGAAGACCGAGCGGAACAGUUCGGACGCUCUCGAAGCAGCCUUGACCCUGCCCAGCUUUGCAUGUGCUGCCUCUCUCCUCGAUCCAAUGAAGUUCUCGCACGCAAGGGCCGCCGGCUCAACGGAAGGACAGCACAUGGAUGUUGACCUGGCCAUGGUCCAUGAAGUGGACGAGCCAAGUAGCCUUCCAAGCACAUUCUCAGUUUCUUCACCUUUGAAUGGUACAGUGGGAAUUGCUGCUGGCGAAACGGCAGACACAGCCGACUGUGCUAUCCCACCACCGGCCUCCUACUCCUCCUCCUCCUUGAGACACACGUAUCGUACUUACAUUCCCAUUCUCAGCUCAGAGUAUCCCCUGAACUAUCUCUCCACUGAUAUUGAGCCUUGCGCAGCAGCAGAGACCCAGGACAAUUACCAGAAUCAUCAUCAUUACCAUCAUUCUUUCUCAAGAACAGGUUUCCCCAUCUACGAAGACCCCGACGACAUCGAGAUUCAAUUCCAAGAGAUCAGAGUGAACGUCUUCGCUCCAUCGGACGAAGACAAGGAGAAUAUCGACGAGGGAAUUUGGAAUGGUGAGCCCGCAGAGGAAGGAGGAGGAGGGGAGAGUCAACACGAAGACAGCAGCACCCGUAACGGCAACACCCACAUCAUCGAGACCCAUGACCUCACCCUCAACACCAACCUGGACACGGACGCAGACAUGAACAUGGAGAUGGAUCUCGAGCUCGAUCUCGAGAACAUCACCAUGUUCCCCGCCCCCGAGAACAGUCUCUCCAGCACGCCCACCACCCAUUAUUCCAUGGACACAAAUGCCUUCAACUGGGAUGCCAACGCCAACCUCACCACCAUCCUCACCCCCAUCACAGGCGAUGCCAGCACCUCAUAUGCAGCGUUUUUCGACGAGCCCGAGGCUACCGUCGGACCGUGGACGCACGUCCCGGACCUCGUGGCUCCUUUCUCGGUAGUGCACACGAGCCAAGAGCUGCCUAUGGAUGAUGGCACAGACCCCGCUGAACUGGUUCCAGUCGACGAAAUUACUAUCAACCCUCCUCCCGAGUUUGACUUCGCAGAGCACGAUCAGGUCACGCCAGAUGCGAGUGGCCUCUGGCUACCCUGGUCCUCGCAGAGCCUGACAGCGUCGGAGAUGGCUGCGCUUGCGCUCUCGGUGGCGAGGCAGCGGGAGGAGCAGAUGCAGGGGGGUCAGAUACUGCAGCAGACACAGGCACAGAAUGAUGCGGCUGCGGGAGGCAAAAAGGUACGCCGUGGUACGAGAAGACUGUAG